Pelobates fuscus (common spadefoot toad) is the source of this 1583-nucleotide messenger RNA. It is a transcript of the gene PDILT, whose product is annotated as protein disulfide isomerase like, testis expressed. The record is from RefSeq and is a predicted model, not a curated record. Bases 6 to 1583 code for a protein of 525 amino acids. Gene Ontology annotation, cellular component: endoplasmic reticulum. NCBI's taxonomy places the organism in Eukaryota, Metazoa, Chordata, Amphibia, Anura, Pelobatidae. The transcript has 11 exons. Gene Ontology annotation, biological process: protein folding. Gene Ontology annotation, molecular function: protein disulfide isomerase activity.
CAGAAAUGAAGACAUCUAUGCUACUUUUGUUCUAUGCCUUGUUAUUAUCAUUGUGUUCGGCACAGGAAGCAAAAACGCACAGUAAAGGGACUAAAGUCAAGAAACACAAACCCCCCAAAAUCAAAGAGGAGGAAGAUGUCCUUGUCCUUACAGGUUCCAACUUUAACCGUGCCCUCAAGGAGCAUAAAUAUUUACUGGUCAAAUUCUACAUUGCCUUAUCUGGGCCUUCACAAACAGUGAAAGAAGAAUUCUCGAUAGCUGCCAGUCAACUAAAGAAAGAGUCAUCAGACGUGAGACUCGGUCAAGUUGAUAUAACUCAAGAAAAAGAUCUUGGGAAGGAGUUUAAGAUAAAGGAAUUUCCAACCAUGAAACUAUUCAUUGAUGGUGAUAGAAGCAAUCCCGUAGAUUGUAAAGGUGUAAGAACUGCAUCUGCUUUUGUCACAUGGCUUCGCAGACGAAUGGGGCAAAGCUUCGUGUACCUCAACACAACCAAUCAGUUAGAAUCUUUCAUUCAGUCUGAUAAAGUGGCGGUAGUUGGUUUCUUUAAGGGUCUGGAGAGUACAAUGCUGGAUCAUUUCGAGGGGGCUGCCAGAGAUAUCCCUGAGUUUCCCUUCGGACUUGUCAGCAACGAAGAGGUUUUACUCCAUGUUGAGAUCACCUCAAAUCUAGUUGCAGUUUACAAAAAGGAUAAACCUGUUAAUUAUCUAAUAUCAGAAGAAGAAAUUGAAAAUAAAUUGGAUCUCAUUCGACUAAUACGAACUUACAUUAUGGAUUUGGUAACAGAGUAUAACUUGGAGACAUCAGUAACUAUUUUCGAUGUCCCAAUCCAAAGUCAUAUCCUUCUGUUUGCCUCCAAAACAUCAGAAUCUUUCAGCACAAUCUAUGAAAAUUAUGAAUUAGCUGCACUGGAGUUCAGAGGGAAAGUAGUCUUUAUUUAUGUUGAUACUGAUGAAACUCGAAAUGGGCGUAUUUUCGAAUAUUUCCGCAUCACAGAAGUUGACACCCCGGCAGUCCGUAUCUUGAACCUGACCAUUGAUACGCAGUAUAGAAUGCCGGCAGAUGAAGUGAAUUUUGCAAAUUUAAGGAAUUUCUGCCAGAGUUACCUGGAUGGAAAAGCUAAGCCCAUAACAGACAGUGAAGAAAUUCCUAGUGACUGGGACAAAAAUCCUGUGAAAGUACUCGUGGGAAAGAACUUUAACCGUGUUGCUUUCAAUAAAACAAUAAAUACCUUUGUCAUGUUCUAUGCACCUUGGUCCCAGGAAUGCCAAGCUCUAUUUCCAAUUUGGGAAGAACUGGGAAAUAGAUAUGAACACAAUAACAAUGUGACUAUUGCCAAAAUAGACUGUACAGCCAAUGAGAUUCAACUCGUAGUACUUGAUCGAUACCCUUAUUUCAGAUUCUUUCCUGCUGGGUCAGAUACCAAGACUAUUCGCUAUAUAGGGGAACACACUAUCAAAGCAUUCACGGAAUUUGUAGAAAAUCAAAUCCAGCUGUCAGAAAAAGAAGAUGAUGUCUUGGACUCGUCUGAACCAAGUAAACCAGGAACUGGAAAUGAAGAGAGACCAGAGAAAGAAGAACUCUAG